AUGCAGCUUUUGCAUUCUCCGCGUUCACUCACCCUGACCAAUGACAUUCCUCCAUAUGGGUUUUCAAAGAGUUCAUCUCUACUGGGUCAAGUUUUCCGAUUGAGUUUUGAUGUGAAAUGCCCUCAGGCCGCCAGGAGGUUUAGGGCCAUUGAUGUUGGACCUCAUGCUUCAGGUGGCGAGAGAUUAAGGGUAAAAGCCGCUGAAACAACCCCCUCAGAUGCAGCCCUGAAUGACCCAAAUGUGGUUUUUGUUGCUGGCGCAACAGGCAGAGUUGGGUCACGAACCGUGAGAGAGCUUCUGAAAUUAGGGAGUAAAGUUAGAGCUGGUGUUCGAAGUGCUCAAAGAGCUGGAUCUCUUGUCCAAAGCGUGAAACAGUUGAAGGUGGAUGCUGAUGCAAGUGGUUUAACUCCACCUAUAGAGAGGCUUGAGAUUGUCGAGUGUGAUUUAGAGAAGAAAGAUCAGAUCGGCCCAGCUUUGGGGAAUGCUUCAACUGUCAUAUGCUGCAUUGGUGCCAGUGAGAAGGAAGUAUUCGAUGUUACAGGACCCUAUCGAAUUGACUAUCAGGCCACAAAAAAUCUCAUUGAUGCAGCUACGUUUGCCAAGGUUGACCAUUUCAUUUUACUCACAUCUCUUGGAACAAAUAAGUUUGGAUUUCCUGCAGCUAUUUUGAACUUGUUCUGGGGAGUCCUGUGCUGGAAAAGGAAAGCAGAAGAGGCUCUACUAGCCAGUGGACUUCCUUACACUAUAGUUAGACCUGGAGGGAUGGAGCGACCUACUGAUGCUUACAAAGAGACUCAUAAUAUGACUGUGUCACAAGCAGACACUUUAUUUGGCGGGCAGGUCUCAAACCUUCAGGUGGCUGAAUUCCUUGCUUUCAUGGCGAAAAAUAGGGACCUCUCUUACUGCAAGGUGGUGGAAGUAAUUGCAGAAACUACGGCUCCAUUAACUCCAAUGGGUGAUCUUCUUUCAAAAAUUCCAUCCGAGCGUGCUCCAGUUUUCACUUCCUCGAAAUCAGAUGAUGCAGUUGAACCCAAAAGUGCCGUUCCAGUAAGCUUGAUUUCUGAAACUUUAUCUGUUGAAACUGCAUCUACCCAAGUGAAAGCAAAUGCAACAACACCCCUCUCUCCAUACACAGCGUAUGAAGACUUGAAGCCUCCAACAUCGCCAACACCAACUCCAAGUACUGGUUCAUUUGCAAAAAAAGAAAGUGGUCCAGGACCUAUUCCCACAGAAGCAGACACUUCAGCUACACCAGUAAAAGUCCACUCUUCAUCACCUUAUACGAGCUAUGAAGACUUAAAGCCUCCCACAUCCCCUACACCAACCCCAAGUACUGGUAAUUCUUUGCCCAAAGGAAGUGGAGCUGACGCUUCUCCAUCUUUGACGAUCAACUCCUCAUUACCAGACAUAAGCAAUGAUGUAAAACCUCCUAAUAUUGCUGCAUCUGAAGUAAGUUCAGCCGACACUGUUCCAACUGCAAAGGUCCACUAUUCAUCGCCCUACAUAAACUACCCUGAUUUGAAGCCCCCAACAUCACCAACUCCUAAUCCGCCAGCAUUGGCGACAAAAAGUGAAGUUGAACCUCGAGCUCCAAGUGCAGAUAUACUAGUUAAUGGAGAUAAGCAUAAUGGAAGCAUAUCAAGCCCGCUUUCACCAUACACUAUGUACGAGGAUAUGAAGCCCCCAACUUCUCCAACGCCAUCAUCUCCAAAGAAUAUCUGA
Molecule: messenger RNA, 1722 nt
Organism: Oldenlandia corymbosa var. corymbosa
Lineage: Eukaryota; Viridiplantae; Streptophyta; Magnoliopsida; Gentianales; Rubiaceae
Source: the annotation of a GenBank genome assembly